Messenger RNA from Macrosiphum euphorbiae (potato aphid), 537 nucleotides. NCBI's taxonomy places the organism in Eukaryota, Metazoa, Arthropoda, Insecta, Hemiptera, Aphididae. The record is from the annotation of a GenBank genome assembly.
AUGAUUUUAUUAGCAGGAGAUUUUCGGCAAACAUUGCCAGUGAUUCCACGAUCAACGCCAGCUGAUGAACUUAAUGCAUGCCUAAAAUCAUCCAAUUUGUGGAAACAUGUCAAAAUACUUCAUUUAAGCAAGAAUAUGCGUGUCGAGUUGCAAAACGAUCAAUCUGGAAACAUAUUAUCUAAACAACUCAUAGACAUUGGUAAUGGCAAAUUGCAUGUAAACAUGUUGACCGGCUGCAUUAACUUUCCUCGAAGUUUUUGUCAGUUAACUCGAUCAAAAGAUGAACUUAUUCAAAAGGUGUAUCCAGAUAUUGCUCGCAAUUACAGAAACCAUGAUUGGUUGAGCGAACGAGCUAUAUUGGCUGCAAAAAACUUAGAUGUAAAUGAAUUAAAUUUAAAAAUUCAAGAACAAAUUUCAGGUGAAUCGAAGAUAUAUAAAUCAGUUGAUUCGGCAACUAACCAAGAUGAUGUAGUCAACUAUCCACCGGAAUUUUUAAACUCGCUGGAUUUACCAGGAUUGCCACCUCACCAAUCUUAA